UGCUGUCAAAUCAAAUUGAACUAUCAAAUAUUGUUUUUAACAACAUAAACAAAUUGAUAACUGAUAUGCAAAACCAUUUAAUAAUUGACAAUUCAAAUGUUUCCUCCGGUUCAUAUUGAGCGUUGAUAAGGAACACAUUUUUUUCGUUAGGGUCUUGGCGUCAAGGUUUCGCACACGCAAUAAAAUAAUUUCUGGAAUUUUAAGAUUAAAGCUUCAAGUAUGGUUAGAGAUUGUAAUAAAACGUUACCUUUGAAUACCAUUCCAGAGGAAUUCGUAAACAAUGUUUACAUCAGUAAAAACUCCUUGGAAAACCAAAUUAGAUGUAUAUUAAAUGACUAUCCCAUAGUGGAAAAUGAUACUAUAAAACCAUGGCUGUUGCAAGUUAUAUCUGUAAUUGACUUGACUACAUUAUCUGGAGAUGAUACCAGGUCUAAUGUCAUUAGAUUGUGUCAGAAGGCUGCAAAUCCAUUAAAAUGUGAUCUUUUAAAUAAAUUGGGCAUUGAUAAUAAUAAACUCAGAACAGCGGCGGUCUGUGUAUACCCUACAAGAGUUCCUGAUGCCCAUGAUAUUAUCAAACAGAUGGGAUUGACUGAUACCAUACAAAUAGCAUCAGUUGCAACGGGUUUUCCAUCAGGACUGUACCCAUUGGUCAGUAGACUGCAGGAGAUAUCAAUUGCAAUUAGUAAAGGGGCAACUGAAAUUGACGUAGUAUUGGACCGAAGUCUAGUAUUGACUGGCAAAUGGGAUGAUGUUUACAAUGAAGUUGUACAAAUGAGAAAAGCUUGCGGUGAUGCUCACUUAAAAGUUAUACUUGGAGUUGGUGAACUUGGUACUUAUGAAAAUGUAUACAAAGCUUCAAUGAUAUCAAUGUUAGCUGGCGCUGACUUCAUCAAGACGUCGACUGGCAAGGAGGCGGUGAACGCGACGCUGCCGGUGGGGCUGGUGAUGUGCCGCGCUAUACGGAACUUCUACCAACUGACAGGUGUCAAGGUUGGUUUAAAGCCGGCAGGUGGUAUAAAGACAGCUAGAGACGCGAUUAACUGGCUGGUUUUAGUGUACACAGAGUUGGGCCCGGAGUGGAUCACACCAGAUCUGUUCCGUAUCGGCGCGUCUAGUCUGCUCGAUGUUGUGGAGAAAUGUCUCUGUAAUUGUACGAAAGUUACUCCCAAAAGUGAAUAGUAAUCAUUUAAACAUUUAAUACCUUAUGAAAUGGUUUAAGAAUGUUUUUUUAGAAUUACUGUAUUACGCAUUCCAUUACAUGAGAGAGAAAUACAUUUUUGUAACGUACUCAUUCCGUUUCACAAAGUUACCGUUUUUAUAAUUUUUAUUUUAAGAAGUAUGACUUCUUAUCGAGUACUGUGUUGCCAUAUUAUUAUUUUUUAGUUUUAAGUAACAAUUUUCUACGAUUGCAUUUUAUACCUUUUUGAUAUUGCGAUGUUUUCUGUACAAA
Molecule: messenger RNA, 1450 nt
Organism: Papilio polytes (common Mormon)
Lineage: Eukaryota; Metazoa; Arthropoda; Insecta; Lepidoptera; Papilionidae
Gene: Dera
Product: deoxyribose-phosphate aldolase
Exons: 6
Coding region: 220-1179 (319 amino acids)
Biological process (GO): deoxyribonucleotide catabolic process; carbohydrate catabolic process
Cellular component (GO): cytoplasm
Molecular function (GO): deoxyribose-phosphate aldolase activity
Source: RefSeq, a predicted model, not a curated record